Molecule: messenger RNA, 1098 nt
Organism: Antechinus flavipes (yellow-footed antechinus)
Lineage: Eukaryota; Metazoa; Chordata; Mammalia; Dasyuromorphia; Dasyuridae
Gene: NTHL1
Product: nth like DNA glycosylase 1
Exons: 6
Coding region: 47-964 (305 amino acids)
Biological process (GO): nucleotide-excision repair; base-excision repair, AP site formation; base-excision repair
Cellular component (GO): nucleus
Molecular function (GO): oxidized pyrimidine nucleobase lesion DNA N-glycosylase activity; 4 iron, 4 sulfur cluster binding; DNA-(apurinic or apyrimidinic site) endonuclease activity
Source: RefSeq, a predicted model, not a curated record
UCCAGAGUGCGUUCCGGGAAUUGUAGUCCACGUUGUGUAGUCAGACAUGAACGCGGCAACUGGGCAGAGGAUGGUGACCCGCCGCAUGAGCCGCUGUUCUGGGCAGCGGCUGGUCCCAGAGGAUAAGCUUCCACCGCCCCCUGGCAAAGAGCCAGUCGCAGGGAAAAGGGAAAGGCCCAAAUCCCUGAGAAGACAACGGAAGGUGAAACUUGAGAUGGCUUAUGAGUCUUUGGAUAGAGAUGGUGAAGUGGAUGGUAAUGACACUACUUCCAAGAAAUCCAAAUGGGAACCCCCAAACUGGAAUCUCCAGCUAGAGAAUAUCCGGGAAAUGAGGAAGUCAAAAGAUGCACCUGUUGAUCACAUGGGAGCUGAGCACUGUUAUGACCCAAAUGCUCCUCCAGAGGUGAUGAGAUACCAAGUGCUACUGUCACUGAUGCUGUCCAGCCAGACUAAAGACCAGAUCACAGCAGCUGCCAUGGGGCGGCUUAGGGAAAGAGGCCUGACUUUAGACAGCAUCUUGCAAAUGGAUGAUACUACCUUGGGUCAGCUCAUCUACCCAGUUGGCUUUUGGAGGAGCAAAGUGCGGUACAUAAAGCAGACAAGCACAAUCCUGAAGCAGCAAUAUGGUGGCGACAUCCCUGCCACUGUGGAAGAACUGGUGGCGCUUCCUGGCGUUGGACCCAAGAUGGCGCACUUGGCCAUGGCCAUUGCCUGGGGCAAGGUGUCGGGCAUCGCAGUGGACACACACGUACACAGGAUUGCCAACAGAUUAAAGUGGACCAAGAAGGAGACCAAGUAUCCUGAGGAAACCAGAGCUACCCUGGAGGACUGGCUGCCAAGGCAGCUAUGGAAGGAGAUUAACUGGCUGCUGGUGGGCUUUGGCCAGCAGACCUGCCUGCCAGUAAACCCUCGGUGUGGUGACUGCCUCAACCGGGGUUUGUGCCCAGCAGCCCAAAGUCCUUAAGAAGACUGCAACUUUAGUGUGGGGAUGCGAGGGUCGCAAGGGUAGGCAGCCAGUGUUGAAAUCACCAUCAAGUGCCGAUAAUUUGUACCCACAAUGGCUCUGUUUAAUAAAGUUUGUUCUUUUGUGAUUGGAAA